Molecule: messenger RNA, 2778 nt
Organism: Pararge aegeria (speckled wood butterfly)
Lineage: Eukaryota; Metazoa; Arthropoda; Insecta; Lepidoptera; Nymphalidae
Exons: 8
Coding region: 89-1876 (595 amino acids)
Biological process (GO): regulation of translational initiation
Molecular function (GO): translation activator activity
Source: RefSeq, a predicted model, not a curated record
GAAAUGCAUGACAACCGCUACGUGAAACAAAAGUAGAUAAAAUAAAUAACUAACAAUAACUGAUACUAAUUUUAGUCAUUUGGACAGUAUGUCGUCCACAGGCCGCGGCCGCGGGUACACAGGGCGCCAUAACUUACAGCAGAGGGAGCCACGUCCUGGGGUUGUGGAUUUAGAUGAGAAAACAACACCUAGGACACUCACAGAACUGACCUCUCGUAUUACAGAAUCAUCAAAAGUUGAGCCAGUCAAGCCAGAAAUGGAGGAGCCUGUCAAAGACGACAAGCCAGUGAAAGAGAUGGUGGACACUCGCUGUGAUGAUGACUCCCUGGUGGAGCUACUUUAUGUGGAUGAGCAGUUUGCACCUUUGCUGGUUUUGUUAGAACAGUUCUCUCCGGGGGAGGAUGGCAUACAGUUCAACAGAAAACUGAGACACUUUGAAACAACAGUCACAAAUAUAUGCCCGGAUGAGCCCAGAUUGCAUCAAGCAUUCGCAACGUUUCGAGCAGCAGCCCUACAGAGUUCUGUGACGUCACGCAAACUAGCAGCCGUUGGGGCCUCAUUUACCAGACAACAAAGACAGCAGUUGCUUAGAGCUACCUUACUAAACGUUGUCAUGCAAGGAACAUUCACAAAAUUGGACAUAUUGGAGCGCUCAAAUCCCAUAUACCUGAUAAAUGCAACGAAUCUCAUGGGAGAUUAUUUUGCAGAGGCUCGACUGUGCAAUGGCAACAAAGUCCACAUAUUGGCUAGUCCAUUAGUACAGUACAUGCGGGCCCUCUUGGCCAGUGACGAUUUACGCGCUCAUCGGAGUCUUGCUACACAGUUAAUGCAGAAUGGGAGAGAGCUUCUAUCAGUGCUAGCACAGGAGCUAGAUGAACUGUCUAUAUCAAUAAGAUUACGUCUCCUAACCCCGCCCCCAGUUAGCAUCAUAUGGCUCUUGCUGUCCGCUGAUUUAUGCCUUAACAAAUUUUUACCGCUACCCAACACACUGCAACAAUUUUACGCCGCACAUUUAGACUUAACAAUUGACGAGAGUUUCAGCGAAGUCACAUACGGGUCAUGGAAGAAAACAGACCCAGAAUACCGGUCAGAUGUUAGCUCCGAUACCGACAAAGCCAGCCAGAAUUUAUCACAAAUCAGCCUUGAUGAUGACUCUAAACCGAAACUGAGACCCAUACUGGGUGCAGGCGCAGGAUUAUUGCGUCAAGAACAAAUGACACAAGAAACCUUUGAUACGUGGACAACAAAAACUAAUUUAACCAAAAGAUACGAUUUGAACUCAUGGAGACAACCCGAGGAAAAGAAAGAUGAAAGUGAACCCGUCUUUAACCCAACAGUUCUACCGCCGAAUAUGCAAAAUUACGUAGUACCAGAUUACCCCCCACCCAACUUCAAUAACUAUCCGGAAAACUAUGCAAAUUAUUUGCAGCAAGGGGACGGGACGUACAUACAAAAUUACCAAGCCCCAAGUUUUAACACCCCAGAAUUUGUGCCGCAAUUCACAACCGACCUACCUAAUAUAACCCAACCUGAACGUGUGAACAGUGAAAUACAGCAAACGGCCAAUGUCACAAAGCCAGUCGAAAACUGGCGUAGAGAAAAAAGUGAUUUAAAGGAAGACUCAAAUAUGAAUAAGAAAAACUGGACGAGACAACAGUCCAAAGACAGCUUGAACGACGAAGAAAAGGAUGAGAAACUCCGUUCUGUAUCAAGAAGUUCCCGUGAAUCAAGGCAAUCCGCCCAAGGGAGGUUGAACAGAAGAAACAGUGGGGAGGGCAGAUCAAAAACUCCACCAAAAAGACAUGUAACUGAGGUACCACGUAACCAUAAGUACUGGGAUCACGACGACAGAUGUGACAAAGACUACAAUAGUUAGUGACAGUGAUAGUGAAAUGUGUGCGGAAUAGAUGUCGAUAGAUGAUAUUUUAAUAGUCUGCGGGUCAAGACUAAAUUUUAAAGAAAAUGAUCUCUUAGUAACUACGAAAGAGACUGGUAAAAAAAGGAAGACCACCUCUGGCACAGCAGUGUACACUAGUAAGUGGGAAGGCAUACCAGUGUAUGCUGCCCCAAGUUCAAUUCCUGAUGGGGGCAAAUUUGGGAAUUAGUACCUUGAAAAUUGAACCUCCUGGUCUAGGGAUUCAGGCUAACUAACUACUGUAGGAUGUACUUUGAUGAAACCAGGGUAAAGGUUUGAUAAACUGCCAUACCCUUGGUUUACAUGCUUCUACUUCAUAUUGCAACCUCUUAUUGUCCGGUGAGAUCAAAGUCCAAACCUUAUUGUUGCAAAGUAAAAUGCAGCAUUGGAGUAAGUGAGGUAAAUAGUAAAAAUACUGUUCAAUUUCUCCCUUCCCUAUUUUGAGUUAAUAAUAGUCUAGAAGGGUUGCUAACUAUUAUAAUAUUAUGAUUACUUUUUUUUUUAUUUCCAAGUCGUAUGUUUAGUUUUAAAAUUAAUAAUUAAAUUCUUUCUCUAUGGCUUUUAAGGAUUAUUUGCAAGCUUGAAAUUAUGUCAACUCAAAAAAAAUUGAUUUUAUUUAAUUAAUGAACUAGUUUUUGCAGAAUUGUUAUUUUCUCUUCACCAGAAACCUACACACACUAAAAACUCAGAAAAGCUUCAUUUUGCAAAUUUUUUAAGCACAGUUUUAUGUUUAUCCUAGAAUAGAAGAAUUUUUUCUGAUAUUUUUGGGUGUAUAUAUGCAUGUAUGGAAAUGCAUAUGUUCAACUUGUCCUAUAAUGUAAACAAACUGUUCAUUAGUAUAAAGUAUAUUUUAAAAAUAUUAA